AUGGAUAACUGCCUGGUAAUGAGAGAUGCUCUUUCUCAGACCUGGCCUGAUGCAACACCAGUCCUGUGUAUAUUUCAUCUUCUUCAGCAGAUUUGGCGGUGGUUACAUGAUAGAAAUCAUGGCAUUGCCAUUGAGGAUAGACCACAUAUCCUCUUAGGCUUCAAGCGUGCACUUUAUGCUGAAAGUGAAGGUUUCCAGGCAGAAUAUCAAAGUUUGAUUGAAGAUGAAGUUGCAUCUAAAUACCCAAAUUUCAUUAAAUACAUAUCUGAUGUUUGCAAUGAUUGUGAAUCCUGGGCAUUGUGUUACAGACAGGAUCUACCUCUACGAGGCAACAACACCAACAACUACUGUGAAUCACAGUUUGUGGUGAUAAAGGAUUAGGUUAUGAAUAGACAGAAGGAGGUGAAUGUUGUUGGCCUCAUUGACAAGCUUACAAAUGACCAUUACCAGAACAAGCUCCUGUCAGAUGCAUCUGGAAAAUUUGAUGGCACUUACAGCAGACGAUUUGCUGGCUUCUCCAAGAAGAAGAACGAGAGUCUUGGUUUCCAGAAACCAUCAUCUGAAGCACAAGUACUAGCUUUACAAGAUUUGGUAUCUCUUGGAAAGAAGAUACCACAUAUUUAG
Paramuricea clavata is the source of this 624-nucleotide messenger RNA. The record is from the annotation of a GenBank genome assembly. Lineage: Eukaryota; Metazoa; Cnidaria; Anthozoa; Malacalcyonacea; Plexauridae.